GAGCUCUGAACAUAGGCAGUCCCCUUUCUAGUGCUGCAUGCUGUGAAAUGCUGCAGCUGACCAACCAGUUUUAGCUCCUUAGGAGUUUUUUUUUAUAGCAAGAGUCACAACUGUAUUCAAUUCAAAGUGCCCAGUGUCACAGGAGCAUUUGGAGCUGUGAGAUUUUGUUUAUUCCUUAGUUAAGAAAUGGAGAUCCCAUCAGUGUGACUCCAAUUAAGGUAAAUAGGCAUGUUUUGUUUGUAUAAAUAAAACUUUAGUGAUUGCACACUGGGGUACUUCCAAUGCUUCUGUGUUCUGUGUAUGAUUCAUGGGGCAAAUGAUCAUUUAUUGUUACACUUCCUCAUAUUUCUUCCAAAUACAUUGCUGCCAAGCAACACUGUCCUUUAUUCUUAAUCUCCCCUGCCACAUGAUUUCUGGUCAUGCCCAGAUCUCUGCUCUCUGUCUUAAACUCCUAAGCUAGCACAAUUUUCUGGGAGGGAUGAAGAAUGGGAUGGUGAAGGCAGGCAGAUGCAGAAAUUUGCAGAAGAGAGUUUCUGGAAUAAUCUCUGGUGCAGCUCUGGAAGAUGCCAUCCUCCAUCCCAGACUCAGACAGGAGGCACAGAGCCUCAGCAGCAUUUUCUCUGAGUUUCCUCUCUUUAAUCUUCUCCAUCACGGCUUUCAGCAGCAGUUACUGGUGUGAAGGGACCAGAAAAGUGGCCAAGCCUUUCUGCAAAGGAGACAGCAAAGGGGAUCUGUGCAUCCGCUUCAACAGCGCCGACGGCAACAGCAGCCAGGCCGUGCAGUACAUCUGGGAGACUGGGGACGACAAGUUCGUGGAGAAGAAGUUCCACGCUGGCAUCUGGUAUUCCUGUGAAGAAAUGAUAAAUGAAGAAGGUGAGAAAUGUAGAAGCUUCAUCAGUCUGACUCCAGCUUCUGAUCGAGGGGUUUUAUGGCUGUCUAUUGUAGCAGAGCUUCUCUACGUGGUUUUGCUCCUGACUGGGAACAUUCUCAUGUCAGUGGAAAUAUGCUACUACAGCUCUGUCAUUGAUGGGCUGAAGAUCAACGCCUUCUCUGCAGUGGUCACCGUGCUAGCAGGUCUUCUGGGCAUGGUUGCUCACAUGAUGUACACAACUGUAUUUCAAAUGACUGUAAAUCUUGGUCCUGAAGACUGGAGACCUCACACUUGGGAUUAUGGCUGGUCCUAUGGCCUUGCAUGGACCUCCUUCGCUUGCUGUAUGGCUGCAGCUGUCACCACUAUUAACAAAUAUACAAAAACUAUCUUGGAAUUCAAGCACAAGAGAAAAAAGCUGGAAAGGAGCUUUAGGAUUCAGUACAAGUUUCCUGAGCACACAGCUCCAGAGAAGGUCUGCAAUGUGUAUGUGAACUCUUUCCAGAACACCACAGAUGACCCCACACACGCAUUGAGAAGUCUGCGUCACCUGGCCACUAUUUCAGUCCUGUAAAGCUGAACCAGAUCUCAGAGCAUC
Molecule: messenger RNA, 1466 nt
Organism: Passer domesticus (house sparrow)
Lineage: Eukaryota; Metazoa; Chordata; Aves; Passeriformes; Passeridae
Gene: GSG1L2
Product: GSG1 like 2
Exons: 5
Coding region: 564-1442 (292 amino acids)
Cellular component (GO): plasma membrane
Source: RefSeq, a predicted model, not a curated record